GUUGGGGUCGCCGUCUAGUUUAAAAUUGGAUUAGGGGGUCGAGGAGCUAAAAAGGUUGAGAACCGCUGGUCUAGUCUAUAUAGAAUUAUAGAUCUAGAUUCUAGAUCUAGCUCUUUAUCUCCCAAGCGACGAUAAUAGCGUCGGUCAUUUUUGUAAAAGCCGAUUAAGCGUCAACAUUGUCGUCGGUGCAGUUAAACAUCUUUGUUUCGUUCCUAUUCUUGGUUAAUAAUUUUAAAUGCUUAUAUUCUAAAUCUACGUGAUUUCCGCUUGCAGAAGAGUUCACGGUUUACUUCCUUCAACGUGGGUUUAAUAUUACAGAAAGUCGUCUUUUUUUGUUGUUGUUGUUUAUGUUUGGAAAUGGGUCGAUCCUCUAAAACUUGUAGAUCUAAAUUAUAUUCAGAUCAACAUUGGUUCAAUUUCAUGAAAAUAUGAAUAAGGAUUAUGAAACAAUAGCAUUAAAUUCAGUUUGGAAUAGAAAUGAUCUUCUUAUGUGACUUGGAUUAAAUUUUUUGUCGUCCAAUGAUGCCCAAGAUGAAAGAUGUCUUAAGGACAAUUUAUUUUUCAAACCUGAAACCUAAAAACCAAAAUAUAAAUACUCGGAAUCAGGUAUUUACUAUCCACCUCUUGUGAAAACAUUGGCUACUGUCAAGGCUUACAUUGAAUCUCUACCACUUUUAGAUGAGCCAGAAAUGUUUGGGCUCCAUGAGAAUGCAAACAUAGCCUUUCAGUUGAAUGAAACCAAUGCUUUACUUGGUCUUAUGGUGUUGUCUUAUGGGAACUGUUGACAGAAGAAGUACCCUACAAAGAUGUGGAUUCUUCUGCUAUCAUCUGGGGAGUGGGAAGCAAUAUCCUUCACCUUCCUGUUCCAGGCACUUGCCCAGAGGGCUUUAAAUUGCUGAUGAGGCAGUGCUGGUAUUUUAUGCCUCAUUGUAUUACAGCGGACCAUCAAGGAAAUAUUUGGUUAACAGAUGUAGCAAUGCAUCAGGUUUUUAAAAUACCACCAGGUCAGACUGUACCAAAAAUGACACUAGGACAGAAGUUCCAACAUGGUGAAGAUACAAAUCUUUUUUGUAACCCUACUGAUGUAGCUGUUCUUAUGUCUGGAGAGUUUUUUGUAUCUGAUGGGUACUGUAAUAGCAGAGUUCUGAAAUUUUCCAAAGAUGGAACUUUUUUGAUGUCCUUUGGGAAAAGGAACGUUCAGUUUGGUGCAGGAGGUUUACUGUAUGCUGUGAAUGGUCCUGCUUUUGAUGGCCCCAUUGAUACAACUGUCCAGGGUUUCACAUCAGACAUAAAUACUGGAGAUUUGUUGGAAAUGUGGAAUGUACCAGAUAACAUGCAAAACCCACAUUAUGUAGCAGCAGAUCCAGUAACACAUAGCAUCUAUGUAGGGGAAUUGGACCCUGAAAGUGUUUGGAAGUUUAGCAGACCUGUUACAGUACAGUCAAGUUCACAGCAUAACAAAGUUGAGGAAAGUACUCAGAGCCAGUUACUGUCAGCAAUCCAUUGGACCAGAGUGAAACCAAUACCACAGAGUUGUCUGAGGCUAUCAAAGAUAGCAGUGAUGUCUCUCCCUCUGUCAUCAAUUGGCAUCUUACUUGUGGAAAAUUUAAAUGUUAUGGACAUGGAAAGAAGGGAAAGGUUUUUAACCUUAAAGGCUUUACUUGGAAUUCUCAUAAAGGCUUUGAUAGACUUAGUACUGAGGAAAGUGAUCAUGAGGUUGACCCAGAUGAUUUAGAUGAUAAAGACUAUUUGACACCUCCCAAGACGAAUAAAGCAUAGCCUCAAGUUCAAGGCUGACUAAAUUGUGUAAAUUAAUCUUUUUUUUUCUUUGUUAUUAGUUGGUCAUAUCAUAAUAUUCUGCCAUUACAGUCAGGGUUUAAACUUGUUUACAUGUUGAAUCUGAUACCAACUAAAUCUCAUAAACACAUAAUUAACCAUAGACCCACCUCAUGUAAAAAAAAAUGUUUUGUAAAAUGUUUUACAUAUUUCGGAUGUUCUUUCAGAGUUGAAGAUAGUUUACUUCCUAGUCCAAAUCUCCCGCAGGACGACGGGGGAUGGGAGCGGGCAGGGUUUGAACCCGGGACCAUCGAUAAAUCCAAACGGCAGUCCAGCGUGCAAACCGCACGACCAGGCAGCCAUAUUACAUGUUAUUAGUUGUAAGUUGUAUUACAAUAACUAAGUGAUUUUGAGCUCAUAAAAUUUCAAAAUAAAAUUAUAAAAUGCUUUUGUCAUUCUAAAAAAGAAAAAAAGAUUACUAUGUUGGAUUUUUUUUGGAUAGCAAAGGCUAUUUGACCUUUUUAUUUCAAUAUGUGAUAUCAAAAUUUUUAAUUCAUUAAUUUGUUUAAUAUUUGUCGAAAGUUUGCUUUUGAAUAAAAUAUUUAUCAGCAUUAUUAUCAUUUAAUAAGUAUAUUUUGUUUUUUAAUUUUAUGAAUGAUUUGAUGUUAUAAUGCCAGGUCAUUUACAAAGCACACGCCUGCCAACUUUCUUUUUGCAAUGAUUCUCAAAACUUAAUUAGCUACCAAAUGAUUGUUUGCUCACUUGGUUGUGAUGAUUCAACAUUCCUGUUAUGUUCCACCAUUUCCUUCUUCAAUUCUAAAGCUGGCUUUAUUUCAUCUAGUGAAUGUACCAUUAGUGUUAGUGACCCUGGCAAACUAGCCAUUUUAUGCACAAUUUUAAAAUGUUCAUAUGGAUAAUAUGGUUAGUUUUUUUAUAGCAUUUUUGACUACAUGGAGUUCCAGACAACUUUCCAUGUUGCUGGUCCCUUUCUCAUGUCAUUAUUAAAUCUUAUUUAAAAAACAAAAAAAACUUGUUAGAUGGUAACAUUGUCCAAAUUGUUACUAGUUUUAUGUAAUGUGUUUGAAAACUAUGACUUCCUUAGAUUGACUACUAGACUCUCAUUCAUGUAUUGCAUUUCUUUAUUUUAAAAUCUUGUUAAGGCUUGUUUAAAAUCUCUCGACACUCAACUUUUUAUGCCAUAUUACAAUGUUUAUUUGUUAAUUCAAUUGUUUAGUCAAAUGUUUGUUUUCCAAAGUGUUACUAUUUGGUGCAAUCAAAAUAUUUAGUGGCAUUUUACAUACAAACACUGGUAGUUGAAAUCAGUAGCACAUUUUAGCUAAUUUCUGAUGAAUCAAAAUAAAAAUGUUAUGAUAUAAAAAUAAUUUUAAAUUUAAAAACCUAAAUGAAAAAAAUUGUAUUUUUUGUAAAUAUAGUUACAGUUAUAUUGAAUAGAAUUAUUUAUGUUAGCAACUUUUGAAUGCAUCACAUAAUUUUAAUUUGACACAGAAACUGAAAAUCAUUUCAAUUAAAGAUUGUUGACUGUUGUUUCACCUCAGAUGAAUUGAUUACAUUUUAAGAAGUUAUCAGAUAUUUAUAUUUAUGACAUACAAUUUUUUUGUUAUGUUAUGAGUUGUUUUUGUUUUUAUUUUCUACAUGUUCAGGGUAUAAAGUUCUAGUGCAUACAUACGUAGAUUUCAACCCACAUUUUUUUAGUUCUUACUUAUGUAUUUACAUACAUGUACUAAGAACUAAUAUGAAAUUACAACUUAAUCAUUUUUUGUGUGAUUUUUAUGUAUUUGAACCAAUUUUUAUUUUAAAUUAGCACAAGUUAAAUCUGUUGAUCAGAAUUUUUUUCCUUGGUAAUAGUUAUAUUUAUACUCAAACCUAUUUGAUGUUACUUCUGCAAAGAUUUAUAGACACUCAGAGGAAAUGAUAUUAGCAUGGUAGACACAGUUAAACUUUUAAGGCAGAGUUUUGGAAUUAAAGCUAAAAUUUUAAAAUAAAUCAAAAACAUUGAUAAACAAGCUGUUUACUGCUAGUUUAGUGCAUCAAUCCAUUGUCUGCUUUUGAUUUAGUCUUUGGUUCUUGAUUUCUAUGCUGCACUGUCAAUAACUUUACUUUUUUGAAGCAGUUCUAUUAAUCUCUUUCAAAUACUAUUUGCUUAUACUAAUCAGAAUGUAAGAUUUAAUGGGUUUGAUAUUGGUUUCAACUGGUGAUGGUCCCCCUAAAGUAUUGUAUUAGUACUUCAAAACUUACUUAUGUACAGUUUCAUUAAUCAAUUAUAUUUUUUAGGCUGUUGAAGGUUUAUCAAUCGAUUUUUUUUUUAUCUGGUGGAGACAUUUAACCAUUUUGUUUUUGCCACAAAAAAAAAUUUAACUUGUCUCUUGUGAAAAAUGAAAUCAAAAGUGAAUGAUCACCUAGUCUUUGAAAGUUCAAAAUAUUUGUACUACUUUAUUGAUGUCAUGUACUCACAUAAUAUUUGUGUGUUAGUGUUUGUCUUAACAUGUUGAUGUUGUUUUGUGAUAUCUACAUCAACAUUGUCUCUUGUUGGUGGGGUAUGCAAGACAUUGGUUCUAUGCUGUUGGUAAAAAUUUCUCAUCCUUCAUUGACUUCCAUUGUACUCCACCUUGCACUUAGAGUGUUUUAUGGAGUGCUAGAAAUCUAAAAAGUAUCCCAGUCAUAAUAGAAGUUUAUAGAUUUUUAAAACUUACCACAUUCAGAGCAUUUCAUUUUUACUUUGCUCUUUUUUUUAUUGUGUAUGUUCUUAAUUGUAAUCAACAUCUGACAGUGCUACAUAAUGUUUUAUUUAAUGACUGAGCAUAAUGCUUAAUUUGAUUUUAAUGUGGCUAAGAUUCAAGAAACAUGUUUACAAGUUCAUUGCUAAAAACACCUGGUGCAGAGUCAAUGUAUAUUAAUCUCUGAAAUGAAAUGGGACUAACAAUGACUUUCAAAAUAGGAAUGUCAUUUGUUUCUCAAAUGUUAGUAGCAUAGAAAACAUGGACUGUGUGGUCUAUUAUCUUAAUGUGUGUUUGAUGUAUUGUAAGUGAUCAUAUGUAACAGUUAUGGGUAUAGAGAAUAAAAUACAAAAUAUUUAA
This is a messenger RNA of Biomphalaria glabrata, 4871 nucleotides long. Its product is annotated as peptidyl-glycine alpha-amidating monooxygenase B-like. Gene Ontology annotation, molecular function: catalytic activity; protein binding. The record is from RefSeq and is a predicted model, not a curated record. NCBI's taxonomy places the organism in Eukaryota, Metazoa, Mollusca, Gastropoda, Planorbidae. Gene Ontology annotation, cellular component: membrane; extracellular region. Gene Ontology annotation, biological process: peptide metabolic process. The transcript is spliced from 12 exons. Bases 899 to 1735 code for a protein of 278 amino acids.